Lizanozyma spartinae is the source of this 663-nucleotide messenger RNA. Its product is annotated as mitochondrial 54S ribosomal protein YmL13. The record is from RefSeq and is a predicted model, not a curated record. Lineage: Eukaryota; Fungi; Ascomycota; Pichiomycetes; Serinales; Debaryomycetaceae. Gene Ontology annotation, cellular component: mitochondrion. Bases 1 to 663 code for a protein of 220 amino acids. The transcript has a single exon.
AUGUGGAAAGCUGUGGCCAGACGUUCGAGACCCGGACACCGCCUUGUGUCUGUUAUUCCACGUCGUUCGUUGUUUGAGAACUUUUUCCGGAAAACAGUCAACAAAGAACAGUUGAUAGAGAAGCAAGAUGAGGCAGUUGAAGAAGGAAAGAUUGUGUUUCUUACUGAACAGAAUAGCCCCAGCAAUAAGAAGGCAGAAGAGGAGAUAGACGCUGUCAAUUUCAAAAUCAACCAAUGGAGAGAUCAAACCGUACAUCCAAAGGACUUUGAACAAACCUUUUCUGGUGAUAAGUUAUCAACAAUCAUCAAUGAAACUUAUAAUGACUUGAAACAAACUUCCAUAUCAUCACCAACGGAAUAUUCAGCCUUGGAGUUAACAGACUUAAACUUUAGAUUCACGUUUACAAAGGAAUUACAAAGGAAAUUAGGCUUUCUUAUCAACGACUAUACCAUUUCCUCGAGCCAUAAUGUGGAUACCUUAUAUAAGCAUUUGUCCAAAUUGACAAAUAAGAGAUGGGUGAGUGAAACAAACCCUAAUGGUAUUUCUCUUAGAGCAGAAGACUUCACUGCUCCAAACAUUUAUUUGAACCAAGAAGUUCCUGAAGUUCAACAAGAGAAAUUGUACCAAGAUUUAUUGGCAAAGGCCAACCAAUCAACCAUAUAA